This is a messenger RNA of Neoarthrinium moseri, 1323 nucleotides long. RefSeq lists its product as uncharacterized. The transcript has 4 exons. Bases 1 to 1323 code for a protein of 440 amino acids. Gene Ontology annotation, biological process: mycotoxin biosynthetic process. NCBI's taxonomy places the organism in Eukaryota, Fungi, Ascomycota, Sordariomycetes, Amphisphaeriales, Apiosporaceae. The record is from RefSeq and is a predicted model, not a curated record.
AUGGAUCAAAAGCGUCUUCUCGAUCUAAGUAGAGGACGCUACAGCCAAGGUAGUGACUCGGACGAAGAUAAUAGUCUUGAUGCCGUUAAACAACUACUCGAUCUUCAAAUCAAAUUGAAGAGGGACCGACGCCGCUUUUCAUAUUCCAUGAUGGUCAAUGGCUUUCAAGUAUUGGUGAUACUUUUCUUGGUCACUUUCAUUGUUGGGGAUGGGUGGCCCUUCACCAUAAACUUCUGCCUGAAGCGCGUUAACACGUGGAGUCCUAUCCUAGAUCAAAUCAAGCUUGACAUGCAUGAGGCUAUCAAUAACGGCUCCAUCUGGGACUCGGGAAGUCCAUUCCAGCAAGGACCCUCUGAAGAAGCCGAUAAGGCAUGGCAUGAGGUUACCGCAUUGAAGGUCAUCCCACUGACCGGCGACGGCCUGCGUAAAAUGGGUCGCAACCCCGAUGAGGCUAUCAAGAUCCCUCCGGAAUGGGGCAUGGGUGACGAUCUCUACCCUGGCUUCAUGGAUAGCCAACACCUACUCCACUGCCUCUGGAGGGUUCGAACCUAUUCAUACUUCCCGUACUACUGGGGCCAUAUGUACCCCGAAGGGACUACCACACUCAACAUGUCGGCACUGGACCAGGCACACCUCAAUCAUUGCUUAUCUGUGCUUGUCGAGGCCCUGACGUGCCAGCCGAGUAUGCAAGUCGAGACUUUCACUCUGAUCUCAGAGAAAAGGCCGUUGACAAUCGACUGGAGAACCAAUCGUAAAUGUGUCAAUCACGGAAGGAUGCUGGAGUGGCAGUCCGAAGUUAGCACAUUGGAGUUUGAGGAGUUGAAAAAAAUCCCUCGAAGGCCAGAGCAGGUGGUCAUGAAGAAGCCUGAGGGCGUGUCUCCUGAAUUAAGUUUUCCGGAUGAUCUCUACCAAGAUGCACUGAAUCGCAAUGAUAUGGAAGCUUUCUGCGGGCCAGAUGCCCGAGGCUUUGCGCCAAAUUUCCGAAAACAUCUUCUGCCUCAAACAAUGCAAUGGCCGCCUCAGACCCGCGAGGAAUGGUACUCGGACUUGAAAAGUGGCUUUGUGGGGCAGAACUACGUGGAGUGGUACUCUGCGAUCGAAGCAUACUGGGAAGAUGUGGAGCAGAGAUCCGCCAUCGUUUGGUGCACCGAACGUGGAUUGUUCGUAGAGUCUCAGAAGUAUGAAAUGACGUAUGUCAUGAGGUACCAGUUCGACGAUCAAGACAGGCUUCUGAACCUGUGGGAGCUUACGGAUUCCUGUUUGCAGAAAGACUUGGUCGCCAGAUGGGAGCGUAGAAUGGCUGACAAGUCGCCUGACCACUAG